GCAAACUCAUACAGCUAGAGGAAAGACCAUUCUCAACCAGGACGUCUCCCCUGCAGUUGUAUACAGGAGGCCAAGGCACUGCGUGUCUCUUGGAUCACACUGAACAUUUUGUGAGCUACAGCCUAGUGAUUUUUUUCCCACGCUUUUCUUAGCAUCUACAGUGCACAGUCUCUCUGAGGAAUUACCCUCCUUCAAACACAGAAAGAAAAUACAACAGCAACCGGCAUUGGGAUAGGCAUCCAUCAUGAGUAAUGGAAGAUGGGUGGGAACGUGGAGGCCUCAUCGUCCAAGGGGCCCCAUCCUGGCCCAAUAUACGAGUCCAGGACCAAAGUACUACUUACAAGGAGCAACAGGUUAUGUUUCACACAUCCCGACGAAAAGAAAAGCCCCUGCCUACAGUAUGCACGGCUCAAGACCUCCACUCAGCAAAGAGUGCUCUCCAGGUCCUUACCCUGUACAGAGCUCUAUGACCAAUCGAGGAAGGAAAUCUGCUCCGGCUUAUACAAUGGCCAGUCGACCCAGAGUGAGAGUGGAGAUCACUCCAGGUCCCGCCUCCUACUCUCCAGAGAAAUCUCGAAAAAUUAUUUAUAAAUCUGCACCUGUGCAUUCCAUGGCAUUCAGGACCCAUGGCGCCAAAGUAGAUAACACACCAGGGCCUAACACUUACAUGAUCCCUGAGGUGCUCGGACCACACACAGUGGCCACCACUGCCAGCCCUUCGUACUCCAUGGCAAGGAAGAGUAAACUUGGAUGUUUUCAUGAAGAUCUUCAUAAGACACCAGGUCCUGCAGCAUAUCAGAAGCCACCUACAGAGGUUUAUAAGAAGAGGGCACCCAAGUAUUCCAUGGGCACCCAAAGUAAGGCUCUACAAAAAGAAAAAAGACCUGGGCCCGCAGACUAUAUAGUAGGAAAGGUAUCACUGAUCAAAUCUUGCGCUCCAGUUGUAAGUUUUGGAAUCAGACACUCUGAUUAUACAACACCUGUGAUUGUGGAUGCCUACUGAAGUCCCUGCACAGAAAUCAAACUGAUUAUUCUACCACUUUUUAACUAUCAUGUUUCUCCAUAUUUUUAAGUGGCCCAUAAAUGUGGGCACCAACAGACCAUUUCAAGUAUUUGGAAGCAGGUUAUUAUUCAAGACAGAUGUUCUAAUCUCUGAUGAAGGAAUGUGCCAGUCCCCUCAUGUGAUGAGGAUUCACUGCACACUUGCCUGGAGUGCCUAUUAGAUGCCUAUUUAAAUUCUGACACUAGUGUACAGACAAUAGUUUUGUUAUUCAGAAGUUGGGAUUUGAUACGUUGUUUUCUUGCAUGUAUCUAUUUUGUAUAUUCCUUUUGUUGUUUUCAUAUAUGUAAUGUGCUUUGAGAGAAAUAAAUCAGGAAAUAAAUAUUUAUUUGAUGUGGUAAGUUUCUAAUAAAACUUAGAAAAAACACUAUACAAAUUGUAAUAAAUAGAUCCAAAAUAAAAAAUAGACAUAUUUUCACAGAAAUAGCAAUAUGAUAAAACUAUAUAUUGCAGCUGAGUAAGGCACCACCUUCCUAUUAGUAUAGCUGAAUCGUCACAGUAGCAACAGCCACCACUGACAUUGAAACAAAAGUUAACUUCAGUUUUAAGUCUUCAUGGAGAAGACCCUUGAGCCAAUAAGAAUGCUGCUUUAACAAGCCCCAUUUAUUCAAAAGUCUACUCUAAGGGAGAUUAAUGUCUGCAAUUAGCCCAGGAUCUCCUCAGUUCUUUUGCUUGUCAUCCUCUAAGUGUUAUUCUUUAAAAAUCCUCUGGUUUAUGAAUGUGAGGUAUUGAGCUUCUGUACCCAUGAUUCAAUGAUUCAAAAAGCCGG
This is a messenger RNA of Pogona vitticeps (central bearded dragon), 1829 nucleotides long. The record is from RefSeq and is a predicted model, not a curated record. NCBI's taxonomy places the organism in Eukaryota, Metazoa, Chordata, Lepidosauria, Squamata, Agamidae.